AUGCCUUUCAAAGUGAACUAUCCCAGGAAGGCCCGCAGAGUCAACCUUCGCGGAUUCUUCAGGAUGGCCAGGAGCGAGCCUGCGAUGUCCACCGCGGACGAGGCCCUCGCAGGAGGUGACCUUGAGAUGACCGACGACGUGGCUUCGGACCCUGGUCAGACUUCAACUCAGCGCCAUGUGCAAGCUGGUCAAGACCAGAUGAUUAGGAUGCCAUCGGGGGAUGAGACUCAGACUGCACAUGCACUGGUGCCAGGAAUCUUGUCGGGUCCUCUACCUCAGCAGGUGACGGCAGACACUGAGAUGGUCCUGAAUGAACCGCCUAUCUACAAUGUCAAGCAUCCGUUAGGAAUCGUUGACUACCAUCUGUAUCUUGCUUGCAUCGAAAAGGGAAAAGAUGCCACGGUGAGACGCAACAGCUUGUACUUGUACGACGGCACAGAUUGUGAGCCAGUCGCGUACCACAAUCUCUUUGAAGAUGAAAUAUACACCGCCAAUGGAUCUGGCAGUCGGCCCCAGCUGCUAUUCGCCGUCCUGCCAAUUGCAGACAAGGGUGCCAACUUCAGCGGGAAACACUAUGUUCUGUGCUAUGAUUGGCGACUCAGAACGUUUCUUGCUCGGAGUUUCAACUGGCUUCCUGGUGAUAUCCGUGACAUCUGGGCGGUUUGGAGCGAGGGUCUGACUGUGUAUACCAUCACGAUCCCGCGAUUGUUCAGCCUUCUGCAGCUUGUCUUCCUACAGCGCAAAGGCAAAGCUGGCGAAGGCAUCCUCAGUUCCAGUCCUCUUUGUCGAAGCCUCCAGGUGAGCGACGAUCCCGGCAUGGAGAUGGUCAUCGCCACCCUCUUCAUCCAGUUUGCCGAGGAUUUCGUCGACGUGAUCUUCAUUCAGGAGGAUUGGCACAAGCAGAAAUUCCGGCACCAACUCAACAAAUAUGAAGACCAGUGCCGGCGGGUGCUGCAGUGCGCGUCUUACCGGGCGUGGUUUGCGAUUCGCUCCGAUGCAUCGAUGGGGGAAAAAUACAGCCACAAGGAUGACUUCAAACGAUUCAUCAACGACUUGUACACGUUUGAACAAUCGGAGGAGGAGAUUGCCGCUCUGAUGCAGACUGAUGUAUCUCCUGACACCGAAUGGCCAGCUCCAAGCCUCGAAGCCUGCGAGCUGAUCCGGAACCAGAUCCGAGAACAGCGACGCGAAGCUGCGGCCGAAAGUCUGGAGAAAUUGUUUGCCAUACCGGACGAUCUUCCCACAAUGGAAUCGCCGGGUCAAGCAUUCGAAAGGAUGAUGACGAAAGCGGGCGAAAACCCGACACCUGCUGCGUCCUACCCCCCUGGUGCUCCCAGAACCCCAUCGCCCCGAUUCCGCCAUAGAUCGACUAUGCAGGAAUGCUUGAGCCCCGGUUCCCCCGGCAUCGUGUGUGAGGCAGAAGAGGACCAUGAUGGGUUUGAAGUCACUGAAUAUCAUAAAAUACCUCUGGAGCUCCUCUUGCGCCGCACACUUGAUCUUCUCAAAGAGCGCCCCGAGUUGGAUUCCUUCAACAACCGAGGACGGUUCGGAACCCUCUACACUGAUAUUGGGAUCUGCGUGCGCAAGAAGUCCACCGAUAAGCUCGCGCUGGCGCCACCCUUGGGGUAUGAGAAUGAUAGCUGGAAGUUGACGGUGCAAUCAGAGUCUGAGCCACAGACUGAUGGAGAAGCUGAUCAGCCCCGUCGCCUCCUCCCAGCCCCUCGGAUCGACUAG
Aspergillus clavatus NRRL 1 is the source of this 1734-nucleotide messenger RNA. RefSeq lists its product as uncharacterized. Lineage: Eukaryota; Fungi; Ascomycota; Eurotiomycetes; Eurotiales; Aspergillaceae. The record is from RefSeq and is a predicted model, not a curated record. The coding region runs from base 1 to 1734 and encodes 577 amino acids. The transcript has a single exon.